AUCUCACAGCAUUCAAACCCAUCGUAUUUAAUCAUCAACUCGUUCUCUUGAGUCUUCAUCCCUCUUUCACUAAUAAUAAUUAUCAAACAUCCAUAGAACUAACUAAUAACUAAUAACUAAUAUAUAAACAUGACCCACACUCAAACCAAUGGAGAUGGUACUCAUGAAAGGGUAAUCUUAAUCACUGGAACUACUGGUGGUCUAGGUGCUCAACUCUUAGAAUAUAUUUUAAAAACUCAUUCACCUACUCCACGGAUCUUUGCUUUAAAUCGAAUCGGAUCCGAUCAAACCGUCACCGCAUUAGAACGACAAGAAAGUGCCUUCAGUUCUAGAGGUUUAGAUUUAAAUUUACUCAAGCAUUCGAAACUUACUCUCUUAUCUGCAAACACACUCGAUCAACUUCCUUCAGAAAUCAAACAAGAACUCUCAACUACUCUUACUCAUAUUAUUCAUUUGGCUUAUCCAGUGAACUUUAAUCUCACCUUAGCUUCAUUUGAACCAUCAAUUCAAUUUACUCAAUCCUUACUUGAACUUGCCAAUCAAGUUUCAAUCCAUAGACCCAAUCAAAAACCUAAUUUUAUCUUUGCAAGUUCGGUAGCUACUUUAGCUAGUUUUGUGGGUGAGAAUGGUGAAUGGGUUAAAGAAGAUAAAGUGGAUAUGAAGAGUUGUUUAGGUACGGGUUAUGGUGAAAGUAAAAGAGUUUGUGAAGAGAUCAUCGAAGCUUAUGUAAAGGCUUACGGUUUCACCGCUGUGAUUCUUAGAAUCGGUCAAAUGUGUGGUAGUCGUCGAGGUGGUUCAUGGAACAUGACUGAAUGGUUUCCACUCAUCGUUCAAUCCGCUAUCACUCUACAUUGCUUACCAGAUGGUGCUGACGAUAUUGCUUGGAUCCCAGUUGAUGAGGCCGCAGUGGUCAUUAGUGAACUUUCUUUCCAUCCUCGUCAACCAACACCAGAAGAACAAUAUGUUUAUCGACAUGUGAUUCAUCCACGUGCAGCUAAAUGGCAUGAUUUAAUUCUACCUAUCUCACAAUGGAUCUCAGAGAAUUGUAAACCGAUUGAACCGAUCGAAUUAGUUCCAUAUGAACAAUGGGUUCAAAAACUUAAUAAACAAAUUGAAGAUGGAACUCCAGAGAAUUUAGGUGCCGCUAAAUUAUUAGACUUUUAUUCAAAUCAAUCUCCUCAAUUCGGUUUACAUACAUCUGUUGUAGAAGGAUAUGAAGCUAUGGGUGUGACUCGUUUGAUCACCAAAGAUAGUGAAGUUGAAAGUCAAAGAUUGAAAGAUUUGACACCUUUAAAUCAAGAUGAUGCGAUUGGUUGGCUUACUUUUUGGAAAAAGAUGGGACACUUUAAUCAUUGAUGUGGUUCAUUACUUCCUUCUAUAUGCAGCAAACCUCUCUCUAAAGCAGCAAAUCAACUUGUAUAUCUCUUCUUCAUUUUGUGAACAAUAGAAUCUCACUCGGCUGUUCUGAACCGAAAGAUACAUCUAUAUUCAACCAAAUCUUUUUAUUCUUCUUACUUGAUUGGCUCUUAACAGAGCUGUUUGAUCGUGUACGUUUGUUUUAUGUAUAUCGAAUAUGCAAUUCAGUGUUGUUUACUUUUUUGUACGCCAUAUCGAAAAUGAAGCCCAGUUGAGAUGU
Molecule: messenger RNA, 1636 nt
Organism: Melampsora larici-populina 98AG31
Lineage: Eukaryota; Fungi; Basidiomycota; Pucciniomycetes; Pucciniales; Melampsoraceae
Exons: 4
Coding region: 130-1356 (408 amino acids)
Source: RefSeq, a predicted model, not a curated record